GAACCUGACUCGCGGAUGGCCGCGCCGAAGAGGAAGGCUCCCGAGACGCCCGGCACGCCAGAGAAGAAGAACAGGAAGUUGAAGAAACCGCCGGCACCCGCAGCCCCGCAGGGCUCCACGGACGCCCGCCCUGAGGAGAGCACGAGUCCAGAGGCGGAGCUGACCCCGGAGGAGAAGCGCGUCCUGGAGAGGAAGCUGAAGAAGGAGAGGAGGAAAGCGGAGAGAAAGCGGCUCCGGGAGGCGGCGGCGGCCAUGCAGAGGCCACCCGGCCAGUGGUGCAGACGGACUCCAGGCCCCUGCCUGGUGCUGAGACCCCGUGUCCUCUCCAGCUGGGCCCAGAAGCGCCAGAGCUGGCGGUUCCAGAAGACGCGGCAGACCUGGCUCCUGCUGCACAUGUACGACCGCGACCAGGUCCCCGACCAGCACUUCCCCACCCUGCUGGCCUACCUGGAGGGCCUGCGGGGCCGGGCACGGGAGCUGACCGUGCAGAAGGCCGAGGCCCUGAUGCAGCAGCUGGACGAGGCGGGGGCCGGCGGGGGCCCCCCCGGGUCAGCACCCCACCGUGCUGUGUGGCAACUUGGGCCCCUCCAAUGCCCGCUGGUGCAGCUCAAGUCCUGA
Messenger RNA from Myotis davidii, 618 nucleotides. RefSeq names its product chromosome unknown open reading frame, human C7orf50 (gene CHLSN). The record is from RefSeq and is a predicted model, not a curated record. The coding region runs from base 16 to 618 and encodes 200 amino acids. NCBI's taxonomy places the organism in Eukaryota, Metazoa, Chordata, Mammalia, Chiroptera, Vespertilionidae. The transcript has 6 exons.